Molecule: messenger RNA, 1668 nt
Organism: Colletotrichum orchidophilum
Lineage: Eukaryota; Fungi; Ascomycota; Sordariomycetes; Glomerellales; Glomerellaceae
Product: major facilitator superfamily transporter
Exons: 9
Coding region: 1-1668 (555 amino acids)
Biological process (GO): transmembrane transport
Cellular component (GO): membrane
Molecular function (GO): transmembrane transporter activity
Source: RefSeq, a predicted model, not a curated record
AUGGCCUCUACCGGUGUGGAAGGGCCCUUCAGGGACUCGACCAAAGAGAUCAACACCAUUCAGACACAGGCUGCCACCGACACUUCGGCUUCGUCCUUGAAAGAGCAGGUUGCCCAGCAGUACGGGUCCACAGACGAACAUAUCUUUUCGGAUCCUGGCAUCGCCGACCACUGGCGCAAGAUCUAUGAGAAGGCUUCCUACGAGAAUCGCCACCGUUUCGACCCUACCUACACCUGGUCGGCCGAGGAUGAGAGAAAGUUGGUCAGAAAGAUUGACAGGAAAAUCAUGGUGUGGGCUUGGGUCAUGUUCUGCGCUCUCGAUCUCCACCGGCGAAAUAUCAACCGCGCAAUUUCCGACAACAUGCUGCCGGAGCUCGGCAUGACCACGAACGAUUUUAAUUACGGACAAACUAUCUUUCUUUUAUCAUUCCUCGCUGCGGAGUUGCCUAGUGGUCUCGUUAGCAAAAAGCUCGGUGCCGAUGUUUGGAUUCCUUCCAUCAUGGUUGGUUGGUCCAUCACGGCCGGAUGCCAAGCUUUCUUGUCGAAUCGUGCCGGAUUCUACGCGGUGAAGGCUCUGCUUGGUCUUCUUAUGGGCGGGUUCAUUCCCGACAUUGUUCUGUGGCUCACAUACUUCUACAAGUCUAAUGAGCUGCCUCUCAGGCUAGCAUGGUUUUGGACAGCCCUCAGUACUGUCAACAUUGUCGGCUCUUUGGUCGCUGCGGGUGUUCUUCAGAUGCGAGGAGUCGCAGGUUGGGCCGGUUGGAGAUGGCUAUUCCUUAUCGAGGGAAUCGUGACCUUGAUUAUUGGACUCCUCUCUUGGGGCUUGAUGCCACCCGGUCCUACCCAGACCAGAAAUUGGUUCCGUGGUAAGGAUGGAUGGUUCACCGAACACGAAGAGUCUAUUAUGGUAAACCGCUUGCUGCGGGACGACCCAAGCAAAGGUGACAUGCACAAUCGCGAAGCCGUUGGGCCAUCACUUCUGUUCAAGGCGAUCAAGGACUGGGAGCAGUGGCCUUUGUACCUGAUUGGCCUGGUCGCUUACAUCCCGCCAUCCCCACCAAACACGUAUCUGUCGUACAUCCUGCGCAAACUAGGCUUCUCUACGUUCCAGGCCAACCUUCUCGCCAUUCCUUCUCAAUUCCUGUUCGCCAUCAACCUCUUGAUCAUCUCCUGGGUUUCCGGAAAGUUCAAGGAGCGCGCCAUUGUCUCGUCCAUCUCCAACAUUUGGAUUUUCCCCUGGCUUGUCGCACUCGUGGCCUUACCCGCGAAUACCAGCACUUGGAUUAGAUAUGCUUUGUUGACAGGUUUGCUCAGCUACCCUUACUGCCACGCCAUCUUGGUCGGUUGGAACGCCAAGAAUAGCAAUGCUGUGCGAACGAGGGCUGUCAGUGCUGCGCUCUACAACAUGUUUGUGCAGGCGGGCAAUAUCGCGGCUUCAAACAUCUACCGAGAUGACGACCAGCCGCUGUACCGCCGCGGAAACAAGAUCUUGCUCGGGAUCUGCUGCUUCAACAUCGUCCUGUUUUACUUCGUCAAGGCCUUUUACAUCUGGCGUAACAAGGUCCGCGACAGGCGGUGGAACGCCAUGACUAAGGAGCAACAGGAGGACUACUCCCUCAACACCACUGAUGAGGGACAGCAAAGACUCGACUUCCGUUUUGCGCACUAG